CGGCUUUCGGCUGUUCCCUCUCUUUACUGAAUGUGCUGCCGUUCCAAAAACCGUUGCUCGUGUUCCAGUCAUUAAUUACUGCUUUUAAAUUUGUGUAAUCUAGUAGCAUUUCAUGAUAAAGGAGAAACAUUAAGGGAAAUUAUGAAGCUCACAGCUGAAUUUUUGGGGGGAAUUUUCUCAUUAAUUGCCAUCAGCGCUGCCGUGGAGCUUACCGGACCAAAUGUGUGCACAAAGGAAGAAAAGUACAACAAAUCCAUUCUGAUUUCAUAUUCCCGACCUUAUCAGAUACGGACUACAACUUGGUGCUUCAGCAUUCCUCCCAGAUGCUCCGUAUAUAAAACAAUUUAUGGAGUGGCUCACAGGAAGGAGGUAAAAGAAGUCACUGAAAUUGUCAAAGCAUGUUGUUAUGGAUAUAAAAAGCAAGAAAAUUCAUGUGUCCAAAAUUUUCAGUGCCAGAAUAAUGGAACUUUCAUCGCCAAAAAUAACUCAUGUAGCUGCUCUCCAGGUUACACUGGAAAAUACUGUGAAAAGAAAUGCCCCUUAGGUUAUUUUGGACAAAACUGCGUUAGAAGAUGCCAGUGUGUAAAAGGAAAGUGCGAUCCUCGUACAGGGAACUGCAAUUGUUCCAUUGGGUAUACAGGGAAAAGGUGCGACGAGAAGUGUCCAAACAACACAUUUGGGAUGGAUUGUCAGCAUGUUUGCAACUGUAGCAGUCGUACUUCGUGCGAUCAUGUGAAUGGUUCCUGUUUAUGUCCCGCAGGGUAUACCGGAAAAAGAUGUGACGAAACCUGCCCUAUUGGAACAUAUGGCUUACAAUGUAGAAACACAUGCAAUUGCAGAAAUGGAGCCACCUGUUUACAUACGUCUGGGAUAUGUAUUUGCCCUUCAGGUUAUUCUGGCAAAUAUUGUGAAGAAUUAUGUCCUCAUGGCCGAUAUGGUGUAAACUGCACCGGGAUAUGCGAAUGUGUUAAUGGAUCUCUUUGCAGUUCUACAGAUGGAAAAUGUCAGUGUCCUCCUGGAUUUAUCGGUCGUCACUGUGAAUCUAUAUGCCCUCUUCAUACCUAUGGCGAUAGUUGCCACUUUUCGUGCAACUGCAGGCAUAAUUCCGAAUGUGACAAUACAGAUGGUACUUGCAUUUGCGCAGCAGGUUAUUUCGGAAAACGAUGCGAAUCAAUCUGUCCAAAAGGAAAAUACGGAAAAAAUUGCAUUGGCAAAUGUCAAUGUCAAAAUAACGCAGACUGCUUGCAUACAACAGGAACAUGCAUUUGUGCAUCUGGUUAUACUGGCAAAUAUUGCGAGAGUUUAUGUCCUUCUGGCACUUAUGGUUACAAUUGUUCCAACAAAUGUACUUGUCAUCAUUCAUCUGGAUGCAAUCCUCAUACAGGAGAAUGUGAAUGCCUUCCGGGGUACACUGGUAAUAAUUGUGAGGUACCGUGUCCUGAUUUACAAUAUGGCUUGAAUUGCCAGUUUACGUGCAACUGCAGCAAUGAUGCUGGAUGCGAUCCUAUCAAUGGCACUUGUAUUUGCGGUCCUGGAUAUUUCGGCCAACAAUGUGAAGAAAUAUGCAACCCUGGGACAUAUGGUCCAAUGUGUUCAAGGAAGUGUGAAUGCAUGAAUAAUGCAGACUGUCUGCACACAACCGGAGCAUGCAUUUGUCUACCAGGGUAUUCUGGGAAAUUCUGCGAAAGCAAUUGUCCAGCGGGUUCAUUUGGUCCGAAAUGCGCUAAGACUUGUGACUGCAGGAAUUCUGCAAAAUGCGAUGCAAUAACCGGUAAAUGUGAAUGCCUUCCUGGAUACACUGGACAACAUUGUGACCAACGCUGCCAUGAUUCAACUUUUGGCUCAAACUGCAGAGAAAAAUGUAACUGUAGCAACAAUGCUACUUGCGAUCCUGUCAAUGGAAUCUGUAUUUGUCAUCCAGGUUAUUUUGGAAAAGAAUGUCACCUGCCUUGUCCUACUGGAUGGUACGGUAAGCUUUGUGCUUAUAAAUGCCAAUGCCAUAAUGGUGCUACUUGUCUACCUACGACAGGACCUUGUGUUUGUCCACCUGGCUAUUUUGGGGAACAUUGUGAAGAAUUCUGUCCUCAAGGAUAUUUUGGACCUAAUUGCUCAAACAAGUGUGAUUGUUUGCAUGCUUCCAACUGCAAUGCAUUUACCGGUAAAUGUGAAUGUCUACCCGGAUACACAGGCCUACAGUGUAAAGAAAUGUGCAAGGUGGGAUUCUACGGUCAUAACUGCAGUUAUGUCUGCAACUGCAAUCAACAUACUACUGCACGCUGUAAUCAUAUAAAUGGGCAUUGUAUUUGCGCUCCGGGAUGGCGAGGACAGAGAUGCGAGAUGCAAUGUGAUCCUCACACUUGGGGCAAAAACUGCAUAAUGGAAUGCCACUGUAAGAAUAAUGGUACAUGUCACCAUUUAACCGGAGAAUGCAUUUGUGGAAGAGGGUGGACAGGUGCGGACUGCUCUCAAAGCAACAUUAGUGGCAAGGCAUUUCAAAGCAAAAACCUUUUAGCUUCUUGCUGCAACUUUAUUGAAUAUAUAGUUUUAAAUACUGCUGUAGUCAAUACAACCACUAAUCAAGAAUGUCCACCUGGAACAUAUGGUUUACAAUGUGAACAACAGUGUCCGUAUUGCUUAUAUGGUGAUGGACCCUGUGAUCCUUUUACAGGACAAUGCAGCUGUCUUCCUGGUUACAUGGGAAGUCGAUGUGAAAAAAGAUGCCCGAAAGGACGCUGGGGAGUUGAUUGUAAAGAAAACUGCAUAUGUGAUCAUGGAGCCACUUGUAACCAGACAAAUGGUCACUGUCACUGCUUACCAGGGUGGAUGGGGGAUGACUGCUCAAUUCCAUGCAUGAACGGAACAUACGGGUUUUACUGUCAACAGACAUGCAAUUGCUACAACGGAGCAACCUGCCAACCAAACAAUGGACUUUGUUUCUGUCAGCCAGGAUGGAUCGGAACGACAUGUGCAGAAGCUUGUCCAGUAGGAUUUUAUGGUCAGGACUGCAUGAGAGUCUGUGACUGUGCCUCCGGUACUUCUUGCGAUCCCGUAACUGGAUGUAAUGUUGAUAUAAGUUCUACUGAGCUCAGCACACAGGAAGCUUUUAUAAGUCCUUCGUUUAUAACAGCCGUCUGCUGUGGAAUACUUUUGGUUUCCGGGCUAAUUGCUUGUACUGCCGCACAUUACAAAAAGAAAAUGGAACAGCUUAGUGUUGAUUUGCCGACCUUGUACCGGGGUGAACGUAGAGAUAUCUUAGAUGUCCAGAAUUUCAACAAUCCAAUAUAUUCCAAUGUUCCUUGGAUGGAUGAUUCGACUCAAAAUAAUGUAUCUCAGGCUAACAAUGAGAUCUCAAACAACACUAACAAUACUGAAUACGAGAAGUCUAAUCUAAGAGAUGUAUAUCCUGUCAUUAAGGAUACUGAUACUGACUGUAUGAGUGAAAAAGGUACCAGUUGCGCAUCUGGCUACAGCAGUUUUAAUUCCUCUCAAGACUAUUGUUACAACAGCAACAUAUAUAACGAAACAGGAAACAAGUCUUUCUGCCUUGUGAAACAGUCUGUAUGUAUAAAAAAGAGACAGAUGAGAACGCCGAUAUGUAAUAUAAGCUUGCAAAACUAAUAAAUUUUUGAAUAAUUUUUAA
This is a messenger RNA of Stegodyphus dumicola, 3640 nucleotides long. RefSeq lists its product as uncharacterized. The record is from RefSeq and is a predicted model, not a curated record. Lineage: Eukaryota; Metazoa; Arthropoda; Arachnida; Araneae; Eresidae. Gene Ontology annotation, molecular function: protein binding; scavenger receptor activity.